This is a messenger RNA of Achroia grisella, 2266 nucleotides long. Its product is annotated as major heat shock 70 kDa protein Ba-like. Gene Ontology annotation, cellular component: cytoplasm. The record is from RefSeq and is a predicted model, not a curated record. Gene Ontology annotation, molecular function: heat shock protein binding; ATP binding; misfolded protein binding. Lineage: Eukaryota; Metazoa; Arthropoda; Insecta; Lepidoptera; Pyralidae. The coding region runs from base 259 to 2160 and encodes 633 amino acids. The transcript has a single exon. Gene Ontology annotation, biological process: protein refolding; cellular response to unfolded protein.
AUUUGAAAAUCGAAACUACAAACAAGUCUAGUAACUAACUCGACGUUUACUUUACGCGAACAAAGUUCAAGCGAGAAAUAGAAAUUGAAGCGAUAAUAUAACUUGAAUUACUGAUAUUUUGAGUGUAUUGAGAAUCGAAAGUAAUAAAUUACAGUAAGAAAGAAAAAGCGAAGCUAUAUUUUGUUAUUGAACAUAGAAGAUACAUCCAGGGUUGUUGAUUUAUUAUAAAGUGUAAAGUUGAAGAAUUGCAAGAAUAAAAUGCCAGCUAUAGGAAUCGACCUCGGCACUACGUACUCGUGCGUUGGUGUUUGGCAACAUGGCAACGUGGAGAUCAUCGCGAACGACCAGGGCAACCGGACCACGCCGUCGUACGUGGCGUUCACGGACACGGAGCGGCUCAUCGGCGACGCGGCCAAGAACCAGGUCGCCCUCAACCCCGGCAACACGGUGUUCGACGCCAAGCGACUGAUCGGCCGCAAGUAUGACGACCCCAAGAUCCAGCAGGACAUGAAGCACUGGCCCUUCAAGGUGAUCAACGACUGCAGCAAGCCCAAGAUACAGGUCCAGUUCAAGGGAGAGACGAAGCGGUUCGCGCCGGAGGAGGUGAGCAGCAUGGUACUCACCAAGAUGAGGGAGACGGCCGAGGCGUACCUGGGCACGGCGGUGCGCGACGCAGUGAUCACAGUGCCGGCCUACUUCAACGACUCACAGCGACAGGCCACCAAGGAUGCGGGCGCCAUCGCCGGCCUGAAUGUGCUGCGCAUCAUCAACGAGCCCACCGCCGCGGCGCUCGCCUACGGCCUCGACAAGAACCUCAAGGGCGAGCGCAACGUGCUCAUUUUCGACCUGGGCGGCGGCACGUUUGACGUGUCCAUCCUUACCAUCGACGAGGGCUCCCUAUUCGAGGUGAGGGCGACGGCCGGCGACACGCACCUCGGCGGCGAGGAUUUCGACAACCGGUUGGUGAACCAUCUCGCGGAAGAGUUCAAGCGCAAGUACAAGAAAGAUAUGACUGUUAACCCGCGCGCGCUGCGCCGUCUGCGCACCGCCGCCGAGCGCGCCAAGCGCACGCUCUCCUCCAGCACCGAGGCCACCAUCGAGAUCGACGCGCUCUAUGAAGGCGUCGACUUCUACACGCGAGUGUCGCGUGCGCGCUUUGAGGAACUCAACUCGGACCUGUUCCGCGGCACCCUGGAGCCUGUGGAGAAGGCCCUCAAGGACGCCAAACUGGACAAGAGCCAGAUCCACGAUGUGGUGCUCGUCGGCGGCUCCACCAGGAUCCCCAAGGUGCAGAGCCUACUGCAGAACUUCUUCUGCGGCAAACAGUUGAACUUCUCCAUCAACCCCGACGAGGCGGUGGCCUACGGCGCCGCCGUGCAGGCCGCCAUCUUGAGCGGCGAGAGCGACUCCAAAAUCCAGGACGUGCUGCUGGUGGACGUGGCUCCUCUAUCGCUGGGCAUCGAGACAGCGGGCGGCGUCAUGACGAAGAUCAUCGAGCGCAACUGCAAGAUCCCGUGCAAGCAGACGCAGACGUUCACCACGUACUCGGACAACCAGCCCGCCGUCACGAUCCAAGUGUACGAGGGCGAGCGCGCGAUGACCAAGGACAACAACCGGUUGGGCACGUUCGACCUGACCGGCAUACCGCCGGCGCCGCGGGGAGUGCCGAAGAUCGACGUCACCUUCGACAUGGACGCCAACGGCAUCCUGAACGUGUCCGCUAAGGAGAACAGCACGGGGCGCAGCAAGAACAUCGUGAUCAAGAACGACAAGGGACGCCUGUCGCAGGCCGAGAUCGAUCGCAUGGUGUCGGAGGCGGAGCGCUACAAGGAGGAGGACGAGAAGCAGCGGCAGCGGGUGGCAGCGCGCAACCAGCUGGAGGCGUACGUGUUCGGCGUGAAGCAGGCGCUGGAGGAGGCCGGCGACAAGCUGAGCGAGCAGGACAAGAGCACCGCGCGCAGCCAGUGCGAGGAGGCGCUGCGCUGGCUGGACAACAACACGCUCGCCGAGCGGGAGGAGUACGAGCACAAGCUGCAGGACGUGCAGCGCGCGUGCUCGCCCAUCAUGAGCAAGCUGCACGGCGCCGCGACCGGGGCAGCGCCCGGAGGAAACGCGUACCAGCCCAGGGGCGACGGGCCCACCGUCGAGGAGGUUGAUUAAGUGGACAGUCUCAGUAGUUUAGUUCUAGUCUUAUUUUGUUCUAAUAUAGGUAUUGUGAUAAUAAGUUUAAGACUGAUAUUAAUUAAAACUGCAGCAGAUGAUCAUC